AUGCCGGAAAUUGAGCUUCGCGCUGUUUCCAGAGCAGCAUGGCUUAUCAGGUCCACGGGCAGGCGACCUUUGGAUCUGUCCGCCAUGCAGAAACGCUGUUGUUCGGAGAGAAUCGCGGCGCGCAAUGAGCAGCGCUCCGCAGGUUGGCGACAAGAAGCCAUUCUACAUUACCACACCUAUAUUCUAUCUCCCCAUGUCGGACAUUUGUAUACCAUGAUACUUGGGGAUGUUCUGAAACGAUGGCAGAUUCUGUUGGGUGACACGGAUGCGAAGCUCCUUACAGGGACGGAUGAACAUGGUUUGAAGAUUCAACAGGCGGCUGCUGUGGCUGGGAUGGCCCCCCAGGAGCUCUGCGAUCAGAACUGCCAGACAUUCAAGAAUCUUGCCAGAACCGUCAACGUGAACUAUGAUCACUUUAUAAGAACUACGGAUCCUCAGCAUAAGGAUGCCGUACGGUAUUUUUGGGAUAUGCUCAACCAUCGCGGCUAUAUAUAUACAGCUAAACAUGAAGGCUGGUAUUCCGUCAGUGACGAGGCUUUCUAUCCUCCGUCCGCUGUCCAGCCUAUCCUUGACCCCUCAACUGGCCGGAAAAUAAUUGCGUCCAUAGAAACAGGGAAAGAAGUGCAAUGGACGUCCGAGGAGAAUUACCAUUUCCGGCUCUCUGCUUUUAAGGAGCCGCUGCUUGAACAUUACAGGAACCAUCCCAACUUCAUUACACCCAAGCACUAUAUGGAUGACAUGAUGAACGCUAUCUCGGCAGGAUUACAAGAUCUAUCGAUUUCACGGCCCGCCAGUCGGCUAAAUUGGGGGAUUCCGGUGCCUUACGACGAGUCGCAGGUUAUCUAUGUUUGGUUGGAUGCCCUGGUUAACUAUAUCACCUAUGCCGGAUACCCCUUUCCUCCCGACGCUAAGUCGAUAUGGCCAGCAGACGUGCAGGUGGUUGGAAAGGAUAUUUUACGAUUCCACUGCAUUUAUUGGCCGGCGUUCCUGAUGGCAUUGGGCCUCCCGCUGCCUCGCCAAAUCAUGGCGCACGCUCAUUGGACGAUCAACAAUGAGAAGAUGUCCAAGUCGACGGGCAACGUCGUCAACCCAUACUUUGCCAUUGAGCGUUUUGGCGUUGAUACGGUGCGCUUCUUUCUCGUCAUCGAUGGCGCCCAGGUUUCCGAUUCCGGUUACGAAAACUCAUAUAUCGUCGAGAGGUACAAGAAGGGCCUGCAACGGGGCCUUGGGAAUCUUGCUAGCCGUGUGCUGCGGGGUAAGAAGUGGAUUGUGCGGAGUAGUGUUGUCAUGGCCGGGGAAGGGCGGUUUCCGAGGACGGAGCAUCAGGAUUUCCUCGAGUCGAUCCCGGAGAAGGCCAGGGAUGAGAUGAGGCAGCUGGACCCACGUAAGGCGCUGAACAGCAUCAUGGAAAUCAUAAUUCAGACCAACAAAUAUUUCCACCAAAUGAAACCUUGGAUCCUGGCCAUGUCCAACGUCGUCAUGCUGAACAGUGUCAUCUACAGCACCGCCGAGUCUCUCCGCAUUGCAGGCAUACUCCUGCAGCCAUUCAUGCCCCAGAAAUCCUCAGAGCUGCUGGACAUGCUAGGAGUUGCAAGGGCGGCCGAAAAACGCAAUUUCGACGCCGCCAAGUUCGGCAGGGAUCUGGAUUACGGCGUCCCCCUUGUGGAUCUUAAGCAUGGCACGACCGGUACGUUGUUCCCGCCGCUGAUAAGCGAGCAGUGA
This is a messenger RNA of Paracoccidioides brasiliensis Pb18, 1722 nucleotides long. RefSeq names its product methionyl-tRNA synthetase, mitochondrial. Gene Ontology annotation, molecular function: methionine-tRNA ligase activity; ATP binding. The record is from RefSeq and is a predicted model, not a curated record. Gene Ontology annotation, biological process: methionyl-tRNA aminoacylation. The transcript has 8 exons. The coding region runs from base 1 to 1722 and encodes 573 amino acids.